GACCGCUGAGCGCCAUGGAGGGCAUGGACGUGGACCUGGACGCCGAGCUGAUGCAGAAGUUCAGCUGCCUGGGCACCACCGACAAGGACGUGCUGAUCGGCGAGUUCCAGCGGCUCCUCGGCUUCCAGCUCAGCCCCGCCGGCUGCGCCUUCUUCCUCGACAUGACCAACUGGAAUCUACAAGCCGCCAUUGGAGCCUACUAUGAUUUUGAGAGUCCCAAUAUCAACGUACCCUCCAUGUCCUUUGUUGAAGAUGUCACCAUAGGUGAAGGAGAGUCCAUCCCUCCCGAUACCCAGUUUACAAAAACAUGGAGGAUACAAAACACAGGGACAGAGGCGUGGCCCCCGGGGGUUUGUCUGAAGUAUGUCGGGGGAGACCAAUUUGGCCACGUAAACAUGGUGAUGGUCAGGUCCCUGGAGCCCCAGGAGAUCGCAGACGUCAGCGUUCAGAUGUGCAGCCCCAGCACAGCGGGAAUGUAUCAGGGACAGUGGCGAAUGUGCACUGCCACAGGACUCUAUUACGGAGAUGUCAUCUGGGUGAUCCUCAGCGUGGAAGUUGGAGGACUUCUAGGUGUAACACAGCAGCUGUCAUCCUUUGAAACAGAGUUCAACACGCAACCGCAUCGCAAGGUAGAAGGAAACUUUAACCCAUUCGCCUCUCCACAGAAGAACAGGCAACCAGAUGAAAACAACCUAAAAGACCCUGGGGGUUCCGAGCUAGGCACAAUCAGCAAAAACACAUGGGGGCCUGCUCCUGACCAAAUCGAACAAGAUCAGAAUGGACUGUCACAAAACUCUGUAAAUCUCUCCCCCAGCAGUCACUCGAACAACUUGUCGGUAGUGACAUACAGUAAGGGUUUCCACGGUCCUUAUCCCUUCGGACAGUCUUAAAAUACAAAAACACAAAACGGGUAUCGACAAGAGGAGAAUUUAACAAAGAACUGACUUUUGGGGGAAGGGAGGGGGAUUCAUGUGGCAGACAGACACAGCGUGGACCCCCCCUUCUCUGCCUCCGUGUUCUGGAUAAAGAAGAAAAAACAAAAGCCCAGUAAUUUAAGACUAGCUGUUUCCAGAGGAAAAUACAAAAUCUAAGUAUGCAUGUGUGAAUGCUGGAUUUCAGGAGUGUUGUUAAAUGCUAUGAGAAAGAAAAUAUACCAACACCAUGGGGUUUUUUUUUUAGAAAUCAUUCUCACACAUAAUUAGGUAGCUUAAAAAGAAGUUUAAAAAAUGAAAAAGCCAUCUUUAAAAAAGAUAUUUUGACUACAGAGCGGUUGUAGCUUGAGCAAAUGUUUAAUUUCUGUUUGUUUCUUGUUAAUAUUUUUUUUAAAUAAGGGACAGCGUGCAUUUUUAUGGAACUGUCAUGUUUUGCUUGCUACCGAAUGGAAAUUUGCUUAGCAUCUUCUGGGGUUUGUGCAGUGACUUCUUUUUGUCGGACAUUUUUUAAUGACAGGUUGGGUCUGCACCCAGCUCUGCA
This is a messenger RNA of Gavia stellata (red-throated loon), 1473 nucleotides long. RefSeq names its product inflammation and lipid regulator with UBA-like and NBR1-like domains (gene ILRUN). Gene Ontology annotation, molecular function: ubiquitin binding. The transcript has 5 exons. Gene Ontology annotation, cellular component: phagophore assembly site. Gene Ontology annotation, biological process: macroautophagy. The coding region runs from base 15 to 890 and encodes 291 amino acids. The record is from RefSeq and is a predicted model, not a curated record. NCBI's taxonomy places the organism in Eukaryota, Metazoa, Chordata, Aves, Gaviiformes, Gaviidae.